Fusarium verticillioides 7600 is the source of this 678-nucleotide messenger RNA. RefSeq lists its product as hypothetical. NCBI's taxonomy places the organism in Eukaryota, Fungi, Ascomycota, Sordariomycetes, Hypocreales, Nectriaceae. The transcript is spliced from 3 exons. Bases 90 to 452 code for a protein of 120 amino acids. The record is from RefSeq and is a predicted model, not a curated record.
CAUUUUUUGACUGGCAGAAAAUUUGGUGAAGCGCGCAAGAUCGCUCAAACGACACGCCUAAGUAUCAAAGACAGAUACACAGCAGCAGUAUGUCUGAUACGGAGAAAACAAACCUGACUCCCGCCCCUGCGGCGGCGGAGAAGACUCUCGGCAUGCGCAGGAAUGGCAAGCAAUGGCAUGCACCCAAGAAGGCCUUCCGACCUACCGCUGGCCUGAAGUCAUAUGAGAAGCGAACCCAAGAGCGAGCUCUCAUGGCGCAAGUCAAGGCCAAGGAGAAGGAGAUGAAGGACGAGAAGGAACAGGAGCGCCAGCGCAAGAUUGCAGCCAUCAAGGAGAAGCGAGCGAAGAAGGAGGAGGCUGAGCGAUACGAGAAGAUGGCCGAGAAGAUGCACAAGAAGCGAGUCGAGCGACUAAAGCGCAAGGAGAAGCGAAACAAGCUAAUCAACUCAUGAUCGCGGGAUGGUUUUGGUGGUUGAAAUUUGAUUGGAGCAGACAUACAUCGACAGCACUAUGAUUUACGAUGCGGUAUACCUCAGACUACAACUUGAAACGGAAAGAUUAGGUUAGACAAUACGGGAGCAGCACAAUAUACCUGGGCGUUGGAUUAUGCGAUCAAAUCUUGGCAGAUCAAGUACCGGGUUCUCCGGCUAUCGAGUGAUUCUUUGUCUUUGUGUGAUU